This is a messenger RNA of Chelonus insularis, 3247 nucleotides long. It is a transcript of the gene Schip1, whose product is annotated as Schwannomin interacting protein 1. The record is from RefSeq and is a predicted model, not a curated record. Gene Ontology annotation, cellular component: cell junction; plasma membrane. NCBI's taxonomy places the organism in Eukaryota, Metazoa, Arthropoda, Insecta, Hymenoptera, Braconidae. Bases 196 to 2664 code for a protein of 822 amino acids. Gene Ontology annotation, biological process: positive regulation of hippo signaling. The transcript is spliced from 9 exons.
UGGACAUCGAGCUGAUGCCGUCUGCGCGCGGCUUCAUCAUGGUUCUAGUUGAUUUCUAGAUCUGACGAUACUGUUAAUUGGAUCGGAUUUUAGUCGUGUGUUAUAAAAAAAGCGUUCGAGUUGUAUCGAAUGGCCGCCGGUGCUAAUCGAAAACCAUUGAGUGCGUGAACUGCAAAAAUCAUCUUAUUAAAUUAAAUGAAUGAUCACGGCUCAAUUGAUUUCAGGAAAGCAAACGUCAUGCGAAUCAAGGACGCUCUCAUGCCGUCUGUCAACCACUCUGCGUUAAAUAAUAACCAACUAAAUCAGGAGAGCCUGGGAGUGGCUUCAGGCUCUGAAGCUAUUGAAAAUCUCAACGAGUCGGCUUCUGAGAAAACCGUAAAUUAUAAUAGAGACCAGUCUCAAAAAUACGAGAGCCAAGGGUUUCGAGUGGCUGAAGAUACCACGACAUGGUCUUCAGUGGCUAUAGCAAGAACAAAUGUUAAUAAUCAUCCUAAAAGGGUCAACAACAUUAUCAAUAACAACCUUUCACUCUCCAAAUUAUCUCUAAACAGUUCAACUGAGAGCUUGUCUGAUUAUGAUGGUCAUGAACUAUCUGCUGGAUCAGAGUGUUCUGAUAACUCAGACGAUGGCAGUUUACCAAGAGUCUGCCGAGGAAUAAUCAAUCCUAAUUAUCCAGGCUUCCAACAUCUUGCACCAGCAUUCUUAUCUGUUUUCAGUGAAGAAGAACAAUCAGAUAGCAGAGACUCUUCUGUGAGAAUUAAUGAUCAAGAAUCUGAAAAUAAAAUAAACGAUUGUUGUAAUAAUAACAAUAAUAAUAACAACAACCUUAAUAACAACAAUAAUAUUAAUAAUAACCACAAUAAUAAAGACGAAGAAAAAGAAGAAGCUGAAUUAGAAAAACAAAUUGAACCAGAACCUGUUUCUGUUAAUCGUCUGGAUAUACGGAAAGAAGAGAAUAAAUUUUUCUAUGACAAAUCCAAGCUGAAUAUUCAGCAGACCGUAACAUCUUUCUAUGAAGACGUUGUAUCAUCAUCAGAAAAGUGUUUAAACUAUGUGAAAAGUAUUGAGGACUCAAACGAAGACUUAUUAGAUAUAUCCAAAGAAAAUCUUCCUCAUUGGCAUCAUCAUCUUCCUGUAGAAAUAGAGGUAGCAGAGCUUCAAUCAACAUCAACAGAACGUCCUCAAUUUGCUGAGAUUGAAGAGAUUCCAUCAGAAUCUAGUAAAACUUAUGAACAAGACAGUGAAUCUGAAGAAAUUACCAUCGGGCAUAUUGACCUUAUUUCUGAAGUUACAAGAUUACCUAAUGACGUAUUAAAGCCCGAGGUGAAAGAAGAAAAUACUAGUUCCAAGCUGUCUGACGAUUCUGAGACAACUACAGAUUCAGAGGGUCUUUCAGAGGAACAACCUUACACAAAGCUUGAAGAAAUUGAUUUGUUAUCAAGCAUAGGACGAGAUAUUGGAGUUAAUCUCGAAAAAUACGUCCAGCCAGUUCCAGACGUCGUUGCAAUGGAAUCAGUUGAUGUUCAUUCCCGUCCUUUUUCUGGUUUAGUUAAAGAUGUGACUAGGGAAGACACGAAUAAGUUAGUAGAAGCUGAUUUAGAAUCUUGCAGUGCUGAUAUGAGAAAGAAAGAAAAAAUGGCAAGGAACCAAGCACGUCGCCGUCAACAAUCAUUUGCUGGACGCCGUCCUGAUAAACGAAGAGAACACGGAGAUAAAACUGGAAGCUUUGAUGUGUAUAACAUUGAAACCGCAAUGCCAAAAAUUGACUUGGAUGCAAUUGAGUCACACUUACGUGCAGCACGUGAGGAAGAACGACGGCGCCGAAAUGAUCGAGAAGAAAUUCGAAGAAGACUUGCUAUGGGUCCAGAUGCCGAUGAUAUCCGAUCUGAAAGAGGUAGAAAGCCAAGUUUACAAUCUCGUCUUCAAAGUGGAAUGAAUCUCCAGAUAUGUUUUAUGAAUGAAUCUCCUUCAGAUACAGAAUCUCCUGGUUCGGAAGAUACACCAUCAGGUCCAAAACCACCAUCACAAUCUUACCAACAACACAGUAUUGCUGCUAGACCACAGGUGCUUAGUCUUCCACCUUUAAGACUCGAAACAGAUAUUUCAAGUGCACCUUUAGACGAGGCUGAUUUCUUUGCUCGUCAAGCAAGAUUACAAACUGAAGCAAGAAUGGCAUUGGCUCAAGCUAAAGAAAUGGCUCAUAUGCAAAUGGAAGUUGAGAGACAACGACUCAAGCAGAGUCCUAUUACUGAGAUGGUUCGAUCAAGUUUAGAAAAGGUUGGAGUCCAAUUAGGUGAAGAUAGACGUCGACUUUCUCGAGUACUUCUUACGGAAUUAAAUGUAGCACAGCUUCAAGUAGUAGCAAAUGAUCUCCAUGCAAGAAUUGCAGUAUUAAAUGAAGCUUUAGUCGAAGGAUUGCUUAGAAGAGAUGAUCUCCAUAUGGAACAAGACUCUAUGCUGGUUGAUGUAGAAGAUUUAACUCGAUAUCUUGGAGCAAAACAGGAGUCAUUCAAGAAGCGUCAAGCAAGUAUCAAAGAGCAAGCAACUAUCCAAGAAAAUAACAGAAGUAAUCAACAACAUCGCCAGCAGUUUCAUUCACUAGUAAUGCCGAUCAUCAGGACAAAGUUCAGUAGUCGUAGUCUUGUUGGAUUGGUGAAAAAGUAAAACAUUAUUUUCCACGGAAUUUAAUUGAUUCAAGUUGGUUAAAUUGCUUAUUUUACGUCCUCGUUCGAAAUCGCUACGGAAUUUGAACAAUCGAAGAGAUAAAUAAAAUUUAUUUGCUACAAUAUCAUGAGCAAACGUUCGAAUUAAUAACAGGACAAAAUUUUCUAAUUUAGGAAAAAAGAGCCCAAUGAUUUUCCACGAUUUCCAAACAUUUUUACAGCUUUAUCAUGAACGUUAACAGUUAUUUAAAUGCAUAGAUAUAAUUAAAGUAAUUUAUAAUUAUCACAAAUGAUUAUUCCAAAAUUUAUUCCAUCAUUAUGCAUGUUUUCUCGAUGAUAAUCUGCCUCCGAAAACAAUAUUAGGAUAGAUGCAAUAGAAUUUCGAUGUUGUAUAUAUCAUUAAUAAAAAAAAAUUAAUAAUAGUAUUUAAAUAAACAUUUUUUGCGUUAUUGGAGCGAUAUUUGUAAAAUUGAUCAACUCAAUAACUAAUCCUAGUCGCAAAACACGUAUUGAUUCGUGUGAACUUAAUAAGUGCUGGUCUGAUGUUUAAAUUCAAUUGAAAAUAAAUUUUAACAUUCAACAAG